This is a messenger RNA of Cottoperca gobio, 1956 nucleotides long. RefSeq names its product intermediate filament protein ON3-like. Gene Ontology annotation, cellular component: keratin filament. The transcript has 12 exons. Gene Ontology annotation, biological process: intermediate filament organization; keratinization. The coding region runs from base 1 to 1956 and encodes 651 amino acids. The record is from RefSeq and is a predicted model, not a curated record. Lineage: Eukaryota; Metazoa; Chordata; Actinopteri; Perciformes; Bovichtidae. Gene Ontology annotation, molecular function: structural constituent of skin epidermis.
AUGUACUCUCCCGACUUUGUUGGUGGUCCUGCCUCAACCUUAGUCCUCCAGAGGGUUCUUGCCACCUACUUCGUUCUCCAGAGGGGCUCCUCCUUUAUGACCAACCGUGGUCAUCCUUCUGCCCUUUGCCCAGAGCGUGUUCGCUCGUCCUCCUUCCCUUCCCCCAGAGCGGCUCUUCUCGUCCUCCUGCUCUUCCCCAGAGUGGCUCCGCCCGUCUGGUCAUCCUCUUGCCCUUCCCCAGAGUGGCUCCGCCCGUCUGGUCAUCCUCUUGCCCUUCCCCAGAGUGGCUCCGCCCGUCUGGUCAUCCUCUUGCCCUUCCCCAGAGCGGCUCCGCCCAUCUGGUCUUCCUCCAGCCCAUCCCCCAGAGUGGCUCCACUCCCUGUCCCAGAGUUGACUAUCCUCACCACUGCAAACAUGCUGACAAGGAAAUCAUACUCAAGCUCAGGCUCUACUGGCAGCAUAAGGAAGUCGUAUGCACCAAGCUGCUACUCUGUAAAAAGUAGAAUCGGUUAUGGUGUUGGUGUGGGUGUGGGUAGUUUAGGUAGUUUAGGUAGUUAUGGUGGUUAUGGUGGUUAUGGUAGUUGUGGUAGUUAUGGCUUUAAUUCUAGCCAAGCAGGAGGCUGCUACGUCUCUCCACCGAUCACAGCUGUCCAAGUCAACCAGAGCCUGCUGGCCCCCAUGAACCUGGAUAUUGACCCCACAAUCCAGGCUGUCCGCACCCAUGAGAAGGAGCAGAUCAAGACCCUCAACAACCGCUUUGCCUCCUUCAUCGACAAGGUCCGUUUCCUGGAGCAGCAGAACAAGAUGCUGGAGACCAAAUGGAGCCUCUUGCAGGACCAGACCACAGCCCGCUCCAACAUAGAUUGUAUGUUCGAAGCCUACAUUGCCAACCUGCGCAGACAGCUUGACGGGCUGGGCAAUGAAAAGGUCAACCUGGAGGUAGAGCUGAGGAACAUGCAGGGCCUGGUUCAGGACUUCAAGAUUGAAGUGAGUGCUUGUAUGACAUGGUUUGAAGAUGAAAUCCACAAACGUGCAGCUGCAGAGAACGACUUUGUGCUCCUGAAAAAGGAUGUUGAUGCUGCCUACAUGAACAAGGUGGAGCUGGAAGCCAAGGCUGAUGCUCUUCAGGAUGAGAUCAACUUCCUCAGGGCCGUCUAUGACGCUGAGCUGUGUGAGCUGCAGAGCCAGAUCAAGAACACAUCCGUCGUUGUGGAGAUGGACAACAGUCGUAGCCUGGACAUGGAUUCUAUUGUAGCUGAAGUGCGUGCUCAGUAUGAGGACAUUGCCAACCGCAGCAAGGCUGAAGCAGAGACCUGGUACAAACAGAAGUAUGAGGAGAUGCAGUGCUCUGUCGGACAGUAUGGUGACGAUCUGCAGACAAGCAAGUCUGAGAUUUCUGAGCUGAACCGCAUGAUCCACCGUCUUCAGAAUGAUAUUCAGUCCGUCAAGGGACAGAGGACCAGCCUUGAGACUCAGAUCGCAGAGGCUGAGGAGCGUGGUGAGCUGGCAGUGAAAGAUGCCAGGCUCCGCAUCAAGGACCUGGAGGAUGCUCUGCAGAGAGCCAAGCAGGACAUGGCCCUCCAUUUGCGCGAAUACCAGGAGCUGAUGAACGUCAAGCUGGCUCUGGAUAUUGAAAUUGCCACCUACAGGAAACUGUUGGAAGGAGAGGAGAGCAGACUGGUCAGCGGAUGCACAAAUGCAACCAUUUAUGUGCAGUCAAGCUCUGGAGCAUCAGGAUUGUGCAGCACCAACCCCGGAUUCAGCACCAACCCCGGAUUCAGCUACGGUGGUGGCGGCUACAGUGGUGGCGGCUACAGUGGUGGCAGCUGCAGUGUUGGCGGCAGCUACAGUGGUGGCAGCUACAGCGGUGGCUGCUUCAGUGGUGGCAGCUCGUCUGGUGGCACUACUAUUAAGAAGUCCACAAUCUCAACUACCAGUUCCAGGAGAGGCUUUUAA